UUUAUCAUAUAGUUUCAUACAGUGUUAAAUUAACUGUAUUUUUCUACAUACACACCGGUAAGGUCAGCUUUGCUCUUAAUUUUAUUCACACAUCUCUUUGAGGGUAGAGCAGUGUCCUUAGUACUUUCCAUAUGAAAGGCCCUUAAUUGAAACUAGCAUUCAUCUCAAGUAUCCAUCUGAGCCAAAGCAUAAAGCCUCAUCCUAUUCUCUUUCAGGCCACUGCUUAGCAACAACCUACUAGGUUUUUUUUUUUUUACUACUAGAAGGGUUGCGGAGAGAGGUUUGCAUAAUGAUGUUUUAAGGGGGUCUGUUUUCCUUUCGUUUAAGGUUUAGGUGAUAGAGGUGAGAAAGCUAUGUUUAUCCCUGUGUGAUCCUCAGACUUUUAGUUUCUUCUGGGACUGAGAGUGUCAGAAGGGCUUUUGAUGAACAUCAGGGAAUUGGGAGGAAGUAGAGAAGGACAUGGCAAUGCAUGCGGAUAACCGACAUUCCAGGCGAGAAAACAGCAUUGGUGUUGUACAAAGGUUCCUGUGUUGCUCCUGCUUCAAGACGGGUGAGAACGACCACUUGGAGUACAAUCAGGAAAGGUCACAGAUUCCCAAGGCAAUUGUGGAUGAAGAGAACAUCCUUAUCGUUGUUGAAGAUUUGGGAGUAGACAACCUUGGAUUUAGCCUUUCAGAAGUUGAGCACUGCAGUCCACCUCAACAGAUCUCCAUGGGCCGUUCUGCUAGUUCUGUGUCCAUGUGCCAAAGAGCAGCUCUGAAGAAGAAGCUCGCACCACUCUCCUCUUUACCGCUUCAGUCUAGAGUGAUCCAGAACAGUGAGGACGACUCUACUGUUGACUCUCUGCUGUACGGUUCUAGCAGCACUAAUUUUGGAGAUGGUAGUCUUCUCACUCCACCAGUCAUUAACCUCAUACCUCCGACACCUUCCGACGUAAUAGAUGAUGACCAGUUCUUUGACAUAAACUCAGAAGAAGACAGUCUGCACCAAACAUCAGGCAGCGAAGGAGUGGACAGUAUUGGCAGUGCUGCUAUGGGAGAGCAAGAGAGCGAGGAAGAUGUAGAUCAAGACUUGGAGUCUGAAGGUAAUCAUAAGUCCAAAGAUGAAGAACAUCCACAAGUGGAGCCUCCAGAGGAAGAAACAGCCAAGAAGAAGACCAUAGACAAGUCUACAAUCCACUUCCUACGUAGCACCUUUCAUGUACCCCCUCUUCCUGAAUACCCACGAAAAAGAAGUCUCAAUACUGGAAUCAGUUUGCUGCAGUUCACUGAACAUAAUCUGGGUGAGUCUGCUUUGAUUUGUGAUGAGUCAUCACAGUAGUCUUCAGUGCCUGGAAACUGUGCAAGUUUUUGAGGACCUAUGCACUUUUAAUAUAUAAUAUACCAUACAUAGUGAUUCUUUUUAUUACUAUAAACAGUCUGUAUUUUAUUAGUAUAUUUUGCAUAUUUAACUGUUGUUUUAAGUAAAACAAGAGAACAAAGUGUCAUAGAUUGUAGUAGGUUGGCAAAUAUUGCAAAGCUGAUGUCUUAUAUGGCAUUUUUUUAUGAAUAUUUAACCAAGUGUUUUUUUUUUGUUUUUUUUUCCUCUUUGGAAGUAUGUGUAUAGCAAAUCGAGUUAUUUUAAAUAUGACUUAAAAUACAAAAACUAUAGCAAAAUAAAAUAAAGA
This is a messenger RNA of Carassius gibelio (silver crucian carp), 1666 nucleotides long. RefSeq lists its product as uncharacterized. The transcript has 2 exons. The record is from RefSeq and is a predicted model, not a curated record. NCBI's taxonomy places the organism in Eukaryota, Metazoa, Chordata, Actinopteri, Cypriniformes, Cyprinidae. Bases 460 to 1320 code for a protein of 286 amino acids.